Molecule: messenger RNA, 1538 nt
Organism: Solea solea (common sole)
Lineage: Eukaryota; Metazoa; Chordata; Actinopteri; Pleuronectiformes; Soleidae
Product: terminal nucleotidyltransferase 5C-like
Exons: 3
Coding region: 345-1538 (397 amino acids)
Biological process (GO): mRNA stabilization
Molecular function (GO): poly(A) RNA polymerase activity; RNA binding
Source: RefSeq, a predicted model, not a curated record
CAGCAGCAGCAGCAGCAGCAGCAGUGCAGUGGCACUCCGGCAGUUCCAUCUGACACAUCACUGUGUUCCAACAACAAGUCAAACUUUAUCAAACUGUUUGGAUGUAGCGUUCUUCUUAAAGUUAAGUGGUCAGGGUCGGUGAGCCAGCGUCGUGAUUUACCCUAAAUCUGGUGACGCCUAAUUACCAUGGAAACAGUGGCAGUGCUGAUGCUGAGAGACUGGAAGUAUCUGUGGUAACUUCAGCAUCCACCUCUUUCACAGAGCUCGGAUAAAGCCGUUGUUGUCACUCAUUAUCUCUUCGGUCGGGUGACUUGAUUGAAAUUUGGCCACAAAAGCAGGUACAGAUGAUGGAGCUUCAGACUGAGAAGAGAUUCCACAGUUUGACGCUUGAACAAGUCCAAGCUCUGGACAAAGUCUUGACCGAGGUAAUCCCGAUCCAUGGGCGAGGAAAUUUCCCCACACUGCAGGUGAGAGCAAAAGAUAUAAUUCGAGUGGUAAAAGAUCGGCUGCUGGAAAGAGACAUCCAGGUGAAAGAUAUACGUCUCAACGGAGCCACUGCCAGCCAUGUCCUGGUGAGUAACAGCGGUCUGGAAUACAGAGACUUAGACAUCAUAUUUGGAGUGGAGCUGCCCAGACAGGAGGACUUCCAGGUAAUAAAGGACGUGGUGCUGGGCAGCCUUCGAGACCUCCUUCCUUGUGGAGUAAACAGACGGAAAAUUACUUGCCUGACAAUGAAGGAAGCCUACGUGCAAAAAAUGGUUAAAGUUUUCAAUGAGCAUGACAGGUGGAGCCUUAUCUCGCUGUCGAACAACAGAGCUAAGACUGUUGGACUCAGGUUUGUCAGUUCCCUUCGCAGACAGUUUGAGUUCAGCGUAGACUCCUUCCAGAUAAUAUUAGAUCGCAUGUUAGAGUCCUACUGGGAGACAGAAAGGAAACAAGGAGGAAAGUUGGCAUCGAAACCCACUAUCACUGUGGAAGCUGAGUGCAUGUACGGAGACUUCGAGCAGGCAAUGGAACACCUUCGCCACCGUCUCAUUGCCACCCACAGUCCAGAGGAGAUCCGAGGAGGGGGCCUGUUAAAAUACAGUGACCUGCUGGUAAGGAACUUCACACCGACCAGUGAGACAGAGAUCAAGUCCCUGGAGCGAUACAUGUGCUCUCGCUUCUUCAUCGACUUCCCCGACGUGAGCGAGCAGCAGCGGAAAAUCGAGGCCUACCUGCAGCACCAUUUCAUUGGCAACGAGGAGACGAGCAAGUACGACUACCUGAUGACCCUGCGGCGCGUGAUAGACGAAAGCACAGUGUGUUUGAUGGGGCAUGAGAGGAGACAGACGCUCAACAUGAUCACAGUCCUGGCUCUGAGGGUGCUGGGCGAGCAGAACGCCAUCCCCAACACUGCCAAUGUCACCUGCUUUUAUCAGCCUGCUCCUUACAUGACUGAGCCCAUUUACAGCAGCUACUUCAUCGCUCAGGCCCAGCCCCCACUGGUCUACCACCCCUACCCUCUGCAUGUCCACAUGCAGACUGGCCUGGUCUAG